Messenger RNA from Pristis pectinata (smalltooth sawfish), 4398 nucleotides. It is a transcript of the gene abcf2a, whose product is annotated as ATP-binding cassette, sub-family F (GCN20), member 2a. The transcript has 15 exons. Bases 172 to 2061 code for a protein of 629 amino acids. Lineage: Eukaryota; Metazoa; Chordata; Chondrichthyes; Rhinopristiformes; Pristidae. The record is from RefSeq and is a predicted model, not a curated record. Gene Ontology annotation, molecular function: ATP binding; ATP hydrolysis activity.
CCGGAAACGGUCGUGCGGACUACAAAUCCCACAGGGCGGAGCGCGGCAGCGGCGGACGGGCGGCAGAAGCCGGUGGGCACGCGGUUGUGUGAGGAGAGCGGCGGCGGGAGAGCAGGCGGCCACUGCCGGCCUCGGGUUCUGCUCUCACUGUAAGACAAACUAAUAGCAGCAAUGCCUUCUGAUCUGGCCAAGAAAAAGGCAGCCAAGAAGAAGGAAGCAGCAAAGGCUCGUCAGCGUAGGCCCAAAGCCACAGAAGGUACUGAGGAAAACGGUGACCUUGGCACAGAUGAAGUGGAGAAUUCUGAAAGGCCACAGAUCAAUGGAUCUUCUGGUCAUGAUGCAGGCUUGGCUCGGAUAAUCAAUGAGCUGGAUGAGUUUGAGCUGAAGAAAGCAGCAGCUCGGGCAGUCACAGGGGUGCUGGCCUCUCAUCCCAACAGCACGGACGUUCACAUCAUUAAUCUGUCACUCACGUUCCAUGGUCAGGAGCUACUAAGCGACACCAAGCUGGAGCUGAAUACUGGCCGUCGCUAUGGCCUGAUUGGUCUUAAUGGCACUGGUAAAUCAAUGCUGCUGUCUGCUCUGGGUCACCGGGAGUUGCCGAUACCAGAACCCAUUGACAUUUACCACCUUACACGAGAAAUGCCGCCAAGUGACAAAACGCCACUGGAUUGUGUGAUCGAGGUUGACAAGGAGCGCAUUGAAUUGGAGAAGGAGGCGGAGCGUCUGGCCCAUGAAGACUCUGAAUGUGAGAAACUUCUACAAAUCUACGAGCGUUUGGAGGAGUUGGAUGCGGACAAGGCAGAAGUGCGAGCAUCGCGGAUUCUGCAUGGUCUUGGGUUUUCACCAGCCAUGCAACGGAAGAAGAUGAAGGAUUUCAGCGGAGGCUGGAGAAUGAGAGUGGCACUGGCCAGGGCAUUGUUCAUCAAACCCUUCAUGCUGCUGUUGGAUGAGCCCACCAAUCAUCUCGAUCUGGAUGCUUGCGUGUGGCUGGAGGAAGAACUGAAAUCAUUCUCAAGGAUUCUUGUGCUGAUAUCGCAUUCCCAGGAUUUUCUGAAUGGAGUUUGCAACAAUAUCAUUCACAUGCAUAACCGAAAGCUCAAGUAUUACACUGGCAACUACGACCAGUAUGUAAAGACCAGGCUGGAACUGGAAGAGAACCAGAUGAAACGAUUUAAUUGGGAGCAAGAUCAAAUCACCCACAUGAAGAACUACAUUGCACGUUUUGGGCAUGGCAGUGCCAAGUUGGCAAGACAGGCGCAGAGCAAAGAGAAAACGCUGCAGAAGAUGAUGGCUUCUGGGCUGACUGAGAAAGUCAUCAGCGAUAAGACAUUGUCAUUCUAUUUCCCAUCAUGUGGGAAGAUUCCUCCUCCUGUUAUUAUGGUGCAGAAUGUGAGCUUCAAGUACACAAGUGAUGGGCCUUUGAUCUACAAGAACCUGGAAUUUGGUAUUGAUUUGGAUACCAGGGUGGCCUUGGUUGGGCCCAAUGGAGCUGGGAAGUCUACAUUACUCAAACUGCUAGCAGGUGACCUCCUGCCUUGUGAUGGAAUGAUUCGAAAGCACUCGCAUGUCAAGAUUGGGCGAUACCAUCAGCACUUGCAAGAUCAAUUGGACUUGGACCUCUCCCCAUUGGAAUACAUGAUGAAGUGCUAUCCAGAAAUCAAGGAAAAGGAGGAGAUGCGGAAAAUUAUUGGGCGCUAUGGGCUCUCGGGGAAGCAGCAGGUGAGCCCAAUCCGAAACCUGUCGGACGGACAGAAGUGUCGCGUGUGCUUUGCCUGGCUGGCUUGGCAGUCUCCUCACAUGCUGUUCCUUGAUGAGCCCACAAAUCACCUGGAUAUUGAGACUAUUGAUGCCCUUGCUGACGCUAUCAACGAGUUUGAGGGCGGUAUGAUGCUGGUCAGCCACGACUUCAGGCUCAUUCAGCAGGUUGCUCAGGAGAUCUGGGUGUGUGAGAAGCAGACAAUCAGGAAGUGGCAAGGAGGCAUCCUGUCCUACAAGGAGCAUUUGAAGUCCAAGAUGUUGGGUGACAACCCUCAGAGCAGCAGGAAGACUCCCAGUGCCUGAUAUGUCAGCAGUGACUUGGUAUCAACAUUAAGAAAAGUUCUAUAAAACGUUACAGAUCAUCCUUUUAGAGCCCCAGGGGGCUUGACACGGCAGUGUGGGUGUGGCUGAGCUUAAGCAUGCUAGACAAUUAAAAUCAAGCGCAGAUCGCUGAUCCUAGAAGCUAUAGUUCUCCUCUGGUUAAGGUCGGGCAGGGAGAGCUUGAAGAACACUAUCCUCCAGUGGAGGGUUGGCUGCUUCAGUUUGUGCUGACAUUGUGGGUACUGCCUGUCUUGACCCUUUAUCUUGCUACAAUGCCACCUCCAUUCUUGGAAAAUCUGAUCCCUUGCCUAAUGUUUUGAGCCAAGCUCCAGGAUGUGUCCUGCCCCCACCCUGCUCCAGCACUUUUUUGGAAAGUGGAGCGGGGAGGGUGGCACUGCAUGAAUGCUUGGCCCCUGUGAUCUUGUACCCUUAACAGGCAGGGCUUUAGUCAUUUUCCAAGAAAAGGAAGAUUCCUUUGCUGUGAUGAGUCCUAACCAGGGCCUUCUGCACAUACCAUAAGAGCCCUGGAGCUGUACCUGCCUUGCUCAUCUCCCUGCUGUUCAGGUUGGUUGUAGGGUGUUGUGCAUUUGUUGAAAGGAAUGGCUGCAUUGUUGUAUGGUUAGUACAAUCAGUUUAGACCCACACUUCCACAUUCUUUUGUAGCUUCCCUCAGAGAAAGAAGAACACCUGUUCAUUAUAAACUAACCAUCCAAAGAUUAUGGUUCUGAUGGCCAAUUCCAGUUAAAAUCUAUAUUAAUGUUUUGCUCAUUUUUAUAAGAAUGCUAUAACUUGUUGCACUGUCACAAUGCCUUCCCCAGCACCUGAGUGUGGGGCUCUCAAGUGAAAGUGUGAGAGAACCACAAACUUUAUUUAUUUGUGGGUUGUGCACUGUUGUCGUCCUGACCUGGAAGGGCAAUACUGAGUGAAGUGUGGUUUCUAUUUAACCUUCAAGAAUCUCUUCCAUGUCCCUUCUAAACCUCCCCUACAGGAUCUGAGUAAAAACUUGCAUUUGUGUUUGCUGCUGUGUGAUCUCUGCCCUGUGCAGGUGUGUAACAUACAGAUUCUUUUAAUGUGAAAGGUUCUAAUCCAUAAUGUAGUCAAUAUCCCUCAGACUGUAAAAUUAUAGGAUUCCUGGAAAGGGGGCUGGGAGGAAUCCUACAAUAUUAACUUUGGGGUGAUCCCUGUUAAUCUGAUUACUUGAACAGUCCUUGCUUCUGUUGGGUCUGUACACUGCUGUUGGUCAGUGUCCUGUGGCCCCAUGCAAAACAUCUGUGGCUUCCCGUUCCUUGCUGCUGCUGUGUGCUGCCAGCCCAGUGUCCACUACUGCCCUGUGGUGUUCCAGACUGAGGAAUGCAUAGUUAGCACUGUGUUCUUUGUAAAAGCCUUCCAAAUAUUGAUCUUGGGUAUGUUUGAGAACAGGAGGUGAACUUAAGAGGCCUUGCUCAUGGGGACACAAAGCAGUAUAGAACUUGCAUGUAUCAUUUUUCCUGUUUGCUACUUCCCAUGCUCCCUUUCCUAGCCCAUCUUCUGAGGAGGAGCAGUUCUGGUCCAAUAAUGCUUUGUUUGUUGAAGACAAGUUAGUAAUGUCAUACCAGGUUUGAAGAGAUCCCUAUCGGGUCUGAACUUCUGGUUUUUGGAGGUCAUUUCAAAGGUAUUGACAUCCUGCCCUUGGAAGAUCAAUGGAGCUUCCUAGACUGUUCAAGGGUUGAGACCACUUUUUCUCUAAUAUAUUUUGGAGAUGAGGAUAGAUUGGAUACUUUCCAUUUGUCAGGAGUUCUGGAACUUGGUUAGUUUUGCUUCUCUCCCCCACCCCCUUGCUGAAACAAACCUUGGUGUGGGGACUCACCCUUGACAUUGAACUCCAACCAGGGAGAGUGGAACCGCCUUUCCUACUUAAACAGAAUCUGUGCAUUUUCCCUCCCCCACCCCUAAAUCUUAAAUUGGUCUCACCACUGACCUACCAGUACUGUAGCCCAGCGUUGAUCAUCAAUCUGUCCCCUCCAGUACUCCACCUUAACACCGCACAAUUUGAUGCUUUCUCCAGUAUGAUCGGUCUGGACGGAGUUUGCAGUUGGGCAUUUUUCUUUAGGUGGACAUGGCAUUCUCAGCAUUCCUUGUGGACUCCGCAAUGUCUUUGCAGUAAUGAUUCUGAUGUAUCUUGUUUUAAAAAUGUAUUGAACAUUUGAAUCCCUUGCUGUAAAGAGUACCUGAUGAUUUGGAGACGGUGAUUGCAGAUUGUCUGGUUCCAGUGUUAUAUUUUAGGGAAAAAUAAAGUUUACUGGAGAAUGUUUCUAACCCUAUUUAUCUUUUGGUGUAAUU